This is a messenger RNA of Hydractinia symbiolongicarpus, 1866 nucleotides long. Its product is annotated as CAAX prenyl protease 1 homolog. Lineage: Eukaryota; Metazoa; Cnidaria; Hydrozoa; Anthoathecata; Hydractiniidae. The coding region runs from base 73 to 1512 and encodes 479 amino acids. The record is from RefSeq and is a predicted model, not a curated record. The transcript has 12 exons. Gene Ontology annotation, biological process: CAAX-box protein processing. Gene Ontology annotation, cellular component: endoplasmic reticulum membrane. Gene Ontology annotation, molecular function: metalloendopeptidase activity.
UGCUACACGCUUACUUUCGGUUUUGUUUUUGGGAACAACACACGCACGCAGCAAAGUUCGCCAUAAUUCAAGAUGGCUCCUGUAAUUUUUGUUGCCACUAUAAUUUUUGCAUGGAUUAUGUACAUAUGGGAAACUUAUUUAUCCUAUAGACAGCAUCAAGUUUAUGUCAACACAGAUGAUAUACCCUCUGAAUUAAAAGAUACAUUGGAUAGAAAGACUUUCGAAAAAUCACGCUUAUAUCAAGUGGACCGUUCUAAAUUUGGCUUUGUAUCUUCACUUUACUCCCAAAUAGAAUCAACACUUAUUUUGUGCUUGUAUGGUAUUCCAUAUUUAUGGGCUGUGGCAGGCUCUAUAAACGGUUCUUUUGGAUUGGAUUCAUCUCAUGAGAUUAAACAGUCGAUCACAUUUCUUUUGCUUGCAACUGUUUUCAGUACAGUUACAAGCUUGCCCUGGAGUCUCUACUCCACAUUUGUAAUUGAAGAACGUCAUGGCUUCAAUAAGCAGACUCUUGGAUUUUAUUUUAAAGACUUGUUAAAAAAACAGUUAGUGUCACUGGCAAUCGCUAUUCCUGUUAUAUCGAUACUCUUGUGGAUCAUUAAAUGGGGUGGAUCAUAUUUCUUCGUGUAUGCAUGGUUGUUCGCGUUGGUUGUAUCUCUGUUUUUCAUCGCUAUAUAUCACGAUUACAUAGCUCCUCUGUUCGAUCGGUUUAUACCUCUCCCUGAUGGUGAAUUACGUUCAUCUAUUGAGAAGCUUGCAAAACGAAUUGAAUUUCCUUUGUCAAAAAUCUUUGUGGUGGAAGGAUCGAAGAGAUCAUCCCAUAGUAAUGCGUAUUUCUUUGGUUUUUACAAGAAAAAGGUCAUAGUUUUAUUUGACACUCUGUUGAAAGAAAGUCCUUUUGAAGCAGAACGAAAGAAAGAAGAAGAAGAAAAGAAGAGCAAGAAAGAAGAGAAUGAUAAACUAGUUGAGGAUGUUAAAGCCGACAUUCUGGACACUGAUGAUGGUGACGGAAAAGAUAAAGAUGAUGAAAAGGACGAAGCGCCGAAGGAAGAAAAAGGUUGCAGUAACGAAGAAAUCUUAGCAAUUUUAGGACACGAAUUAGGACACUGGAAAUUAAACCAUAUUUUAAAAAAUCUAGCAAUAAGCCAAGGGAAUCUUUUAUUUUCAUUUUUCGUGUUUGGUCUACUGAUGCACAACGAUGUUCUUUAUGAAAGCUUUGGAUUUUAUGGUGAACGACCAACUUUGAUUGGAUUGCUGAUUAUAUUCCAGUUCAUAUUUUCCCCAUACAACGAGUUGGUUGGUUUUCUGAUGACAGUCCUGAGUCGCCGGUUUGAGUUUCAAGCGGACGAUUUUGGCAAAAGUUUAGGUUUUGCGUCCCAACUUCAGACUGCGUUGAUGAUACUUCACAAAGAAAACCUUGGUUUUCCUGUCGCUGAUAGUUUAUAUUCGGCGUAUCACUAUUCUCAUCCGCCACUGUUAGAAAGGCUUCGGGCGUUAAAAGUGAAAGUAGAGUGACGAAUAUUGUAGUAUUUAACUCGCUUAUUCGGACAAAAUUCAGCCGAACUGAAUAAUGUGGUCAAAGCAUUUUAGCCAUUCCGGAAAUAAUGAGAGCCACCGAUUGGCCCAAUUCUUUUAUCCCUUCAUAUAACUAUCAACAUUAAAAAAAAUAGGAUAAAAGUAGGAUUAUGAUAUAAAUGAAAACAAGACGUACAGCUUGUUUCGGCCAUUAUUUUCAUAUCAUUUCCUACGUUUUAGGUUUCAAAGAAUGUAAUCCACUCCAAGUAUUCUAUAGGCAAUCGCCAAAACAGAUCCACGCCAAAUUUUGUCCGAAUAACGUACUUAUUUCUGUUGAUAAAUUAGUAAACAAAA